AUGCUCGAGAAAUUACUUGGAACGGUGUGUGGAAAGAUUCGAGAUUCACCCAAGAUUGAGGAGAGGAAGAUUAAAGGCACUGUGGUACUUAGGAAAAAGAAUUUUAUGGAUAUGACUGAUGUUGGUGCUUCGUUUCUUGAUCGAGUUUAUGAAAUUUUCAGAAAAGGUGUCUCGUUGCAGCUCAUCAGUGCUACUCAUGCAGAUCCAGAAAAUGGAUCAAGAGGGAAACUUGGAAAAGAAGCAUACUUGGAGAGUUGGGUAUCAAAGUUCACUUCGUUGUCUGCCAAAGAUGACGCCACAUUCAACAUUACAUUUGACUGGGACGAGUCUAUGGGAGUCCCUGGUGCUUUCCUUAUCAAAAACCAUCACCAUAGCCAGUUUUACCUCAAGAAGGUUACUUUAGAAGAUGUUCCGGGGCAUGGUCAGCUCCAAUUUGUCUGCAAUUCUUGGGUUUAUCCUGCGUAUCGUUAUAAAUAUGAUCGUGUCUUCUUUGCAUACAAGACAUACCUUCCAUAUAAUACACCGGGGCCACUGCGGUCAUAUAGGGAAGACGAACUCAUUAAUCUUCGUGGAGAUGGUUCUGGCAUGCUGAAGGAAUGGGACAGAGUAUAUGAUUAUGCAUUCUACAAUGACUUGGGAAAUCCAGAAAAAGGAUCAGAUUAUGAACGUCCCGUGCUUGGUGGUUCAAAGGAACUCCCAUACCCUCGUAGAGGAAGAACAGGUCGUCGACAAAAUAAAAAAGAUCCAAACAUCGAAAGUCGAUUGCCACUACUGAAUUUGAAUAUUUAUGUUCCACGAGAUGAGCGGUUCAGUCCUGUGAAGUUCUCAGAAUUCAUCGGUUCUUCUCUUAAAUCCGUGGGUCAGGUAUUGAUCCCAGAGAUCAGAGCUGUAUUUAAAAAGAAUUCCAAUGAGUUCGACAAGUUCGAAGACAUACAUAACUUAUACAAGAAAAGGAAAAAAGAUGAGCUUCAAGACAGUCAUCUAACAAGAAAUACAAGAGAAUGCCUUCCAUGGGAGUCGUUCAAGGAACUUCAUAAAUUCCCGGAACCUGAUAUUAUCUCAGAAGAUAAAACAGCAUGGAGAACAGAUGAAGAAUUUGGCCGAGAAAUGAUAGCCGGAGUGAACCCCGUUAUUAUUCGACGUCUGGAGGAAUUUCCACCUGCUAGCAAGCUAGAUCCCAAAGUAUAUGGUAAUCAAAAUAGUUCAAUGACAAGGGAGCAGAUUGAGAAAAACAUGAGUGGGCUAACUGUAGAAGAAGCAAUUGCAGAUAACAAGCUGUUCAUAUUGGAUUAUCAUGACGUGCUGAUACCAUACCUUAGAAAGAUUAACACGACGACCACACAGACGUAUGCAAGUAGAACUGUCCUUUUGCUCCAAGAUAAUGGGACGUUGAAGCCACUGGCAAUUGAAUUGAGCAGAGAACAACCAGACAUAAACAUACAUGAUCCAAUCAGCCAAGUAUUUACUCUGUCUGAGCACGGAAUUGAAAACUCAAAAUGGCAGUUGGCUAAAGCUUACGUUGCAGUGAACGAUUCGGGCUAUCAUCAGCUCAUUAGCCACUGGCUGAACACCCAUGCAGUAAUAGAGCCAUUUGUGAUUGCAACAAACAGACAGUUGAGUGUGCUUCACCCAAUAUACAAGCUACUGCAACCACAUUUCCGUGAUACAAUGAACAUAAAUGCCUUAGCUCGGCAUACACUCAUCAAUGCAGGCGGAAUAUUUGAGAGAACAGUCUUUCCAGCAAGAUAUGCCUUGGAAAUGUCAUCUUUUAUCUACAAGAACUGGAACUUUACUGAGCAGGCCCUUCCUGAGGAUCUGCUCAAAAGAGGAGUGGCAGUUAAAGACCUGAACCAUCGUCAUGGUCUUAGACUUCUCAUAGAGGAUUAUCCUUUUGCUGUUGAUGGACUUGAGAUUUGGUCAGCAAUUAAAGAAUGGGUCACCGACUAUUGUUCUAUCUACUAUGAGACAGAUGACAUGAUCCAAUGUGAUUCAGAACUUCAAUCAUGGUGGAAGGAGCUUCGUGAAGAAGGCCAUGGAGACUUAAAAGACAAGCCCUGGUGGCCUAAAAUGCAGACAAUGGAUGAACUUAUUCAGUCAUGCACAAUAAUCAUAUGGGUAGCUUCUGCUCUUCAUGCAGCCGUCAAUUUCGGACAAUAUCCUUAUGCCGGUUUCCUUCCAAAUCGGCCCACUGUAAGCCGCCGAUUCAUGCCUGACACUGAUGAGCAUGCUAAGCUAGAAGAAAACCCUAAUUUAUUCUUCUUGAAAACAAUUACUGCCAAGUUCCAAACCCUCCUUGGUGUGUCGCUAAUAGAGAUACUCUCUAAGCAUUCAACAGAAGAGAUUUACCUUGGACAAAGAGACCCUAGCGAGUGGCCUUCCGAUGAAGAAAAAGAGGCAUUUGCCAGAUUUAGCACCAAACUGGUAAAAAUAGAAAACGAAAUAACAGAGAGGAAUAAAGACCAGGGCAUGAGGAAUCGAGACGGGCCAGCGAAAAUUCCUUACACCUUGUUGUAUCCCGACGCCUCGGACUACACUAAAAAAGGAGGAAUUACUGGCAGGGGAAUUCCCAACAGUAUCACAAUAUGA
Messenger RNA from Fraxinus pennsylvanica, 2586 nucleotides. The record is from the annotation of a GenBank genome assembly. NCBI's taxonomy places the organism in Eukaryota, Viridiplantae, Streptophyta, Magnoliopsida, Lamiales, Oleaceae.